This is a messenger RNA of Cyanistes caeruleus (blue tit), 1578 nucleotides long. RefSeq lists its product as uncharacterized. NCBI's taxonomy places the organism in Eukaryota, Metazoa, Chordata, Aves, Passeriformes, Paridae. The record is from RefSeq and is a predicted model, not a curated record. Gene Ontology annotation, biological process: regulation of transcription by RNA polymerase II. Gene Ontology annotation, molecular function: DNA-binding transcription factor activity, RNA polymerase II-specific; RNA polymerase II cis-regulatory region sequence-specific DNA binding. Gene Ontology annotation, cellular component: chromatin; PcG protein complex; transcription regulator complex.
CAACAUGCUCCCAAGGGACCCUUCAGAGAUAUUUAUGGAUCAUCAUCCCUUUGGCCAGGACACCUUUCCAGCUUUCCCUGUUUACUCCCCAAAGAUGCCACUAUAGUCACUGCUGAGAUUUUCAGUGCUCUCUCCCUGCCGACUCUUGAGAGCCGCCCUGAUCUGUCACUCGUCUGUCUCCUGCUCACUCUCGGGUACCCAAUCAAUCCCCGGUGCCGCCGCCAGCUGAGGGAGCCGAUCCCCCAAACUGGGUGAGGCACCUUCCUCUGCACUCACUGCCCACUGUCCCAGAUGGUGGAAGGAAUUGCAGAGGAGCCCCAAGAUAUGUGGAAAAAUUGACAUCUCCAGAGGUUUCUGUCCACAGAGAAAACAGAGGAGUCCUGUAAAAGUAAUUUCAUUCAUAAAAACAGGGAGAGGCCAUGGAACGUUUCUCGAAAUGAAGUGGUGCUUGUGGUAGGAGAAGGUGGAAUUAUCCAGGAGGAGGAAUAGUAGGAGGAAGAGGAGUGUGAGGAAGAGUAGGGACACAAGAGGAGGAGGAGAAACAGGAAGCACCACAAGGUUCCACCACUCCCUAUAUCUGCAGCCUCCACCCAGCCCCAGGAGCACUGCACCCCCUACAUGCAGCAGGAUUUUUCAUUCCCAAGGCGUGGCCAGAUGGAGGAAGAGGAAAAGCCCCAGAGAUCGGACACGAAGGGGGCCUGCAAACCCAGCCCAGGGAAGGAGGAAAGACCCUCCCAAUCCCACAAAGGUGGCCAGAGAUCCAGCCAGAGCUCAGAGCUGGUGGAAAAGCCUCAGGGCGAGGAGAAGCCCCACAAGUGCUUGGAAUGUGGGAAGGGCUUCAGCCGGACUUCCCAUCUGAGGGAACACAAGAACAUUCACGCGGGGGAACGGCCCUAUGAGUGUGGGGAAUGUGGGAAAGGCUUCAGCCAGAGCUCCCACCUGAGCCAGCACCAGAAGAUCCACACUGGGGAGAAGCCCUAUGAGUGUGGAGAGUGUGGGAAGGGCUUUGUACGGAGCUCCCAGUUGAGGGAACACCAGAGGAUCCACACUGGAGAAAAGCCCUACCAGUGUGGGAAAUGUGGGAAGAGCUUCAGCUGGAGCUCCAGCCUGAUCCAGCACCAGGUUAUCCAUACUGGGAAACAAGCCUAUGAGUGCUUGGAAUGUGGAAAGAGCUUUGGGUGGAGCUCUGCCCUGAGAAACCACCAGCUCAUCCACUCUGGGGAGAAGGCCUACGAGUGUCCAGAGUGUGGGAAGAGGUUCUCCAGGAGCUCUAACUUGACCCAACACCUACGGAGGCACCGGUAAGGGAAGCCCUGCGAGUGCCCCGAAUGCAGGAAGCACUUUGUUCGCUGCUUUAUCUGCAUCCCCCAUGGGAGGAUAAGUGUUGGAUGAUCCCCAGUGACCCCUAUUGGGAAGAGCCCUGGUGAUCUCUGUUCUGGGUGAUCGUGUUGAGUGGGAGGAAAGUGUUCAAGAGAUUUCUUUCCCUUCUCCUUGUGCUGCUGUGUUUUGUUUGAUAAUAAAUUCGCUCCCUGUGCCCAGGCUGGGUCUGUUGUGGCCAUGCCAGUGCUCAGGGUAGGA